Humulus lupulus (European hop) is the source of this 1552-nucleotide messenger RNA. Its product is annotated as patatin-like protein 3. Gene Ontology annotation, molecular function: glycerophospholipase activity; monoacylglycerol lipase activity. NCBI's taxonomy places the organism in Eukaryota, Viridiplantae, Streptophyta, Magnoliopsida, Rosales, Cannabaceae. Bases 79 to 1281 code for a protein of 400 amino acids. The record is from RefSeq and is a predicted model, not a curated record. The transcript has 7 exons. Gene Ontology annotation, biological process: lipid metabolic process.
UCAAACUAAGCUAGAACAUAUAUAGAAACAAAUCAACUUAUAGUUUUUUCCUCCCCUCUCCCGAAAAAUAUUAUAACAAUGGCAACAGUAAUCCGUCAACCACCAAAACAUGGAAACAUGAUCACUAUUCUUAGUGUUGAUGGAGGAGGAAUCAGAGGAAUAAUCCCCGCUGUUCUCAUUGAGUACCUCGAAUCUGAACUUCAGGAGCUAGAUGGGAAGGAUGCGAGAAUUGCUGACUACUUCGAUAUGAUAUCGGGGACUAGUACUGGUGGACUUAUCACGGCCAUGUUAACAGCUCCCAACAAAAACAAUCGUCCUUUAUAUGCUGGCAAUGAAAUUGUACCAUUUUAUCUUCAGCACUGCCCUAAAAUCUUCCCACAGUCAAAUGGAUUAUUUGGUCUUCUUGAUCCAGUCAGAGGUGUUGCAAUUGGACCAAAAUACAAUGGAAAGUAUCUUCAUGACACAGUGCGAAAUAUAUUAGGAACCACAAGGUUGCAUGAGACCCUCACAAACGUAGUCAUUCCGACUUUUGAUAUUAAGAAACUCCAACCUGUAAUAUUUUCCUCUUAUCAGGCUAAGACGAUCACUGCCUUAGAUGCUCGUCUUUCGGACAUUUGUAUUGCGACCUCGGCAGCUCCAACAUACCUUCCUUCCCAUUAUUUUACAAACCAGGACAAAGAUGGAACGACUGCUGAAUUUGAUCUCAUCGACGGUGGCAUGGCCGCUAAUAAUCCAUCUCUGGCUGCUUUUAGUGAAAUUACAAAACAAAUAUCAAAAGGGAAUCCAGAUUUCGGGUCCAUAAGGCCACUGGAUUGCUCCCGUUUUCUGCUGAUUACGUUGGGAACAGGAUCAAACAAGACUGAGCAAAAAUACAAUGCUAAGAUGUCAGCCCAAUGGGGAACCGUUAACUGGAUUUUUUUCAAUGGAUCUACUCCUAUCAUUGAUGUUUUCUCCGAAGCAAGUGCCGAUAUGGUUGACUAUCAUAACUCUGUGCUUUUUCAAGCUUUUGAUUCUCAACACAACUAUCUUCGCAUUGACGACGACACUCUGAAAGGAACCCUAGCAUCGGUGGAUAUAGCUACAAAAGAUAACUUGAACAAUCUAGUGAAAACGGGUAACGAGUUGCUGAACAAGCCAGUUGUACGCAUGAACUUGGCAACUGGUCUCUACGAGCCUGUUCCCGGUGCUGGUACCAAUGCUCACGCUCUAAAACGUUUGGCAAAAGUACUUUCUGAUGAAAAGAAACUGCGAGAGGCCAAUGCCAAAGCUGCAUCGAACUAAUUCCUAAAGAAUACAUCGCUUUCUUCAGUUUGAAGAUUCCACCAACGUAAUGUGUCCGGAGUGACAACCAAUAAUAAAUCAAUGCCCUUGUUUUAAUUUUAAUUGUUCAGUUUGAUGCGUACGUACUGUAUUUUCAACCCAAUUACAGUAAGACUUUCUUUAUAUAUAAAAAGAAAAAUGGUUGAAAAUUACUAUGUACUUCAGUUUGUAAUGUAAUAAGCUGCUAUGAUAAACUGUUAUGUGCAAUAGAAUAGCUGAAAUAAAUCGAUCA